AUGACAUCAUCAGGAGCCACAUCACCAUCACCAAUAACGUUAGCACAAACCACCUCAGGUGCCUCAACAUCAGUAGCAUCAACAUCAUCAGGAGCCACAUCCCCAUCACCCAUAACGUCAGCACAAACCACCUCAGGUACCUCAACAUCAGUUGUACUAGCAUCAGGAGCCACAUCACCAUCACCCAUAACGUCAGGACAAACCACCUCAGGUGCCUCAACAUCAGGAGCAUCAACAUCAUCAGGAGCCACAUCACCCAUAACGUCAGGACAAACCACAUCAGGUGCCUCAACAUCAGGAGCAUCAACAUCAUCAGGAGCCACAUCUCCAUCACCCAUAACGUCAGCACAAACCACCUCAGGUGCCUCCACAUCAGUAGCAUCAACAUCAUCGGGAGCCACAUCACCAUUUCCCAUUACGUCACCACAAAUCACCUCAGGUGCCUCAACAUCAGGAGCAUCAACAUCAUCAGGAGCCACAUCUCCAUCACCCAUAACGUCAGGACACACCACUUCAGGUGCCUCGACAUCAGUAGCAUCAACAUCAUCAGGAACAACAUCACCAUCACCCACAACAUCAGCACAAACCACCUUAGGUGCCUCAACAUCAGUAGCAUCAACAUCAUCAGGAGCUACAUCACCAUCACCCAUAACGUCAGCACAAACCACAUCAGGUGCCUCAACAUCAGUUGUACUACCAUCAUCAGGAGCAACAACACCAUCACCCAUAACGUCAGCACAAACCACAUCAGGUGCCUCAACAUCAGUUGCACCAACAUCUUUAGGAAUAACAUCUGCAUCACCCAUGACGUCAGGACAAACCACAUCAGGUGCCUCGACAUCAGUAUCAUCAACAUCAUCAGGAGCCACAUCUCCAUCACCCAUAACGUCAGCACAAACCACCUCAGGUGCCUUAACAUCAGUAGCAUCAACAUCAUCAGGAGCCACAUCACCAUUUCCGAUAACGUCAGCACAAACCACCUCAGGUGCCUCAACAUCAGGAGUAUCAACAUCAUCAGGAGCCACAUCACCAUCACCCAUAAUGUCAGGACAAACCACAUCAGGUGCCUCAACAUCAGUAGCAUCAACAUCAUCAGGAGCCACAUCUCCAUCACCCAUAACAUCAGGACAAACCACUUCAGGUGCCUCGACAUCAGUAGCAUCAACAUCAUCAGGAACAACAUCACCGUCACCCACAACAUCAGCACAAACCACCUCAGGUCCCUCAACAUCAGUAGCACCAACAUCAUCAGGAGCUACAUCACCAUCACCCAUAACGUCAGCACAAACCACAUCAGGUGCCUCAACAUCAGUAGCAUCAACAUCAUCAGGAGCCACAUCACCAUCACCCAUAACGUCAGCACAAACCACAUCAGGUGCCUCGACAUCAGUAGCAUCAACAUCAUCAGGAGCCACAUCACCAUCACCAAUAACGUUAGCACAAACCACAUCAGGUGCCUCCACAUCAGUAGAACCAAUAUCAUCAGGAACAACAUCACCAUCACCCAUAACGUCAGCACAAACCAUAUCAGGUGCCUCAACAUCAGUUGUACUAGCAUCAAGAGCCACAUCUCCAUCACCCAUGACGUCAGGACAAACCACCUCAGGUGCCUCGACAUCAGUAGCAUCAACAUCAUCAGGAGCCACAUCACCAUUUCCCAUAACUUCAGCACAAACCACCUCAGGUGCCUCAACAUCAGGAGCAUCAACAUCAUCAGGAGCUACAUCACCAGCACCCAUAACGUCAGCACAAACCACCUCAGGUGCCUCAACAUCAGUUGUACCAGCAUCAUCAGGAGCAACAACAACAUUACCCAUAACGUCAGCACAAACCACCUCAGGUGCCUCAACAUCAGUAGCAUCAACAUCAUCAGGAGCCACAUCACCAUCACCAAUAACGUUAGCACAAACCACAUCAGGUGCCUCCACAUCAGUAGCACCACCGUCAUCAGGAGCCACAUCCCCAUCACCCAUAACGUCAGCACAAACCACCUCAGGUACCUCAACAUCAGUUGUGCUAGCAUCAGGAGCCACAUCACCAUCACCCAUAACGUCAGGACAAACCACCUCAGGUGCCUCAACAUCAGGAGCAUCAACAUCAUCAGGAGCCACAUCACCCAUAAUGUGGAACGGUGGGCCAUAG
Molecule: messenger RNA, 2142 nt
Organism: Petromyzon marinus (sea lamprey)
Lineage: Eukaryota; Metazoa; Chordata; Hyperoartia; Petromyzontiformes; Petromyzontidae
Source: RefSeq, a predicted model, not a curated record